This is a messenger RNA of Cottoperca gobio, 1259 nucleotides long. It is a transcript of the gene gatd1, whose product is annotated as glutamine amidotransferase class 1 domain containing 1. Gene Ontology annotation, cellular component: cytoplasm. The transcript is spliced from 7 exons. Gene Ontology annotation, molecular function: glyoxalase III activity. Lineage: Eukaryota; Metazoa; Chordata; Actinopteri; Perciformes; Bovichtidae. The record is from RefSeq and is a predicted model, not a curated record. The coding region runs from base 143 to 784 and encodes 213 amino acids.
CUGCAGCGGAUGUUGUUGUCAGCUGACAGUACUUCCUCCUCCUCGCGGAUUUCUCUUGCAUGAUUUCACCUACAAUUACCUUCUUAUUCAUUACUUAAAAGAUAAGAAUACUUCAUGUGGAGGCAGGACAGAAAUAAAUGAAAUGUCUGCAAAACCAACUUGUUUAAUUGUGGCGAGUGCGUCUCCUCAAGGGGUGUCAGCAGCGUCUUUCCAUCAGUCCUUCAGCCUUUGUACCUCCGUGUUCAAUCUCCAGACAGCCACACCUGGGGGGAAGCCAAUAGACUUUGUUGGAGUCGAUGAAAGCACUGCUAGAUGGGUGCAGGACUUCAACGUUAAACCCUACGCAACACCAGCCAAACUUGAAUCUAUUGAUGGUGCUCGGUACCAAGCGCUGCUCAUCCCGGACUGCCCCGGAGCGCUGAAUGACCUGGCACACAGCGGCUCUCUGCACCGCAUCCUCACACACUUCAUCUCUCAACAAAAACCCGUUUGUGCAGUUGGACAAGGAGUGUCGGCGCUGUGCUGUGCCACUGAGGGACAGAGGUGGAUCUUCGGUGGCUACAGCUUAACAGGGCCGUCAGUGUUUGAACUGGUGCGGAGGCCUGACUUUGCCAACCUGCCCUUGGUCGUGGAAGACUUUGUGAAAGACAGUGGUGGAUCAUACACGGCAAGCCAAGAAGAUGCCGUGCACGUAGUCAUAGACAGACACCUAAUAACUGGUCAGAAUAUGCAGUCAACCUCACUUGCUGUAAAUAAUCUAAUUCUGCUCUCUAGUGCCAAGUAAACGCAGGAGCACUCAAAUUCAACAACUCAGUUGUUCCACAUUUAUAUUCAUGUAAUUAAACAAACAUUCAUCUCAGACAAAUAUUGGAAGAUGCUGGUGCAGAACAGAUGUUUGGCAACACUGUAAAUACAACUUCAUUACUUUCAAAUGCUGUUAUUAUAAACCUAAUAAAAGCCACACAAUCAAAUGUCUUGAUUCGAAAUUAAAAAAUGAGAAAAAGCAGAUGCAGUUUUGAGGAUGAUUAAAGGCAAAGAAGGACGAAGGAAGAAGAUUUGGACUGAAAAGAGGCUGCAGGUGUCUGUCAUGUGAAGAAGAGAAGAAUAUAACCCUUUUAUUUGAACGUUAUACUCAUCGAUGAUCAUGCACUCUCUGUUGUUGGCUGGAGAUGUGUCACUGCACUCUGUCUGAUUUGUACAAGUUGAAAUUUUUCCACAAUACCGUCAAUGAAAAGGAAUAAAAACACUGUAGUACCUUG